AGGUACCAUGGCCGUUUUCGCUUCCGUUUCGACCCACAGCGCGCCGUGAAGAGUUGGGGCCGCGAUGACUGCGGUGCCGUAUCCAGGAACCUUCCAGUUGGGCUCUGCGAGGCAAAAGCUCGGUGCUGCCCCGGUGCCACUGGAUAACUCCGUGACGCCGCGGUCGCAGCUCACGGCCCGUGGCACCCUGGUGUCGUCGCUGCACCCCGAGACCCACAGGGACUUCCACUAUUCUGGCAAACGUCAGGCAUAUGGCUCAGUGUCUCCACUCCUGGAGAAGCUACAGCAGAAGUCCAUCAGCGGCGUCAGAGAAUGCCAAGAAGACGCUCGAACGAGGUGGUUCAAGGCAUAUGCUGAGGCUCGCAGUGAGGAAGUGAGGACGACCCGGGAGCAACUGGGCCAACAGCGACUGCUGGGCAGCUCGCUCUUGCUGGGCCACACCGAGGAGUCGGCCGACGGAUUUGUGUGGCAGUCAUGGAGAGGUUGGACGGCCAACAGUCGACAUCGACACGAGCAACAGAUGCGCCAGCAGUGGCAGCAGGAAGCUCGUGAGAGAUGGCGAAAAGCCAAUGGAACCAGUCGAGAGUGACCGGUGGGUGACACCGGUGGGGUCGUCGCUGCGGGAACGGAAUCCAAGUGGCGAGUUACAGAAGCU
Molecule: messenger RNA, 655 nt
Organism: Cladocopium goreaui
Lineage: Eukaryota; Dinophyceae; Suessiales; Symbiodiniaceae
Source: the annotation of a GenBank genome assembly